AUGUGUAAUGAGAUUGGCCGCAAUGGAGCUGAAUGGUUGGCUAAAGGUUUGCAGUUAAACAGAACACUGAAGACUCUGAAGAUGACUGGAAAUAAAAUUGGCAAUACAGGUGGAAUGCACUUUGCAACAAUGCUUCAACUAAACAAGACAUUGGAAUCACUAGAUCUCGGUGACUGUGAUGUGGGAAUUCAAAGCUUGAUUGCUUUCGCAACGGUUUUAAACAACAACAAGACUCUCAAAGCCAUUGAUGUUGGUCGACCUAUCCUUUACACUAUUCAGGAAGAGGCAACUGUGCACAUGGCCCUUAUGCUGCAGGUCAACCAAACUCUUCAGGAGCUGCACUUGGAGAAAAUGGCAAUGCAGAACUUUGGUGUACAGCAACUUUGUGACAAACUGGUUAAGAACCAGAGUCUCCAACUCCUUGAUCUCCACUGUAACCAAAUAUCCUCUGAUGGAGCAAAGUCAUUGGCCGAGCUGCUGAAGCACAACACUCCACUGAAGAUUCUGGAUUUGGCAGCAAACAGAAUUGAGGAUGAUGGACUCGUUUACAUUAGUGAGGCCAUCCGCUACAUGAACAACCAGCUGGUAGCAUUGUCUGUGGCCCGGAACAACAUCUCUGGCAUUGGUCUGAUGGCACUUGCAAAUGCCUUGAAAUCCAACAAAACUUUAACCAAUGUCUACAUCUGGGGCAAUGAAUUUGAUGAAUCAGCCUGCUUAGAUUUUGCAAAUCUCUUAAAAGCUGGACGUUUGAAACCAAAGCGAACGGACAUCAGCCCAUUCUGGAUUGAUGGUCGGGUCUACUUAGCUGAGCUUGCUCAUGGGCUUCAGAUGAGUUACUACUGGAUUCCCCCAUAUGGCAAGAAGGAUGAUGCAGCUUGUAAUGCCAACAAAUACCUCCUGAAAGAGCCCCUUUCUUCCAUAAGCCAGAUCGAUAUAGACGAAUCGAUAGAUACUUCCAGUGUGGAAGAAGGAGCUGGAUUCAAAAAUUGUAAAAGCAUGAAAACAAAAUACUGCAGGUGCCGGAAAUCUGAGCUAGCUCUGAAGAAGAGUCAUAUGGACUCGAAGCUUGUCAGAAAAAAAUGUGAAGAAUUGAAAGUGAGCUUUGCUGACUCUCCUUCGGCAGCUUGUUCUCUGGAAGCAGCUGAUUCCUUCCCGUCAACUCAGCUCCCAACUUUCACUCCGGUUUCCGGGCCGAUAACUUCCCCCGGCUCCGGCUCCAACUCCCGGAUCCAACUCCGGCUCCGGCUCCGGCUCCAACUCCCGGAUCCAACUCCGGCUCCGGCUCCGGCUCCCGGGUCCCGGCUCCGGACUCGGGGUUCAGGUCAGGAUCUGGAACAUUCGCUCCUGGUAUUUUGUGGCUCGGGAACAGGGUUCACGACUAGGUCAGCAUUUCCUGUCAAGAGAACUCAACCCAAUACAGACUUGUCUGAUGUUCCUCUAAGAAUUGAAGAUACAGAUCUACAGGACCUCAUCCAAGCACCUAAUGUUCAGGCAACUCUGGAAAAGGAGGUUCCUGACAAAGCAUCUGGGGUUGUGGAGCUGAGAUUCCGCACAAGGAAACCACCAGAAAAGUAA
Carcharodon carcharias (great white shark) is the source of this 1575-nucleotide messenger RNA. Its product is annotated as leucine-rich repeat-containing protein 34-like. The record is from RefSeq and is a predicted model, not a curated record. Lineage: Eukaryota; Metazoa; Chordata; Chondrichthyes; Lamniformes; Lamnidae. Gene Ontology annotation, molecular function: protein binding. The transcript has 10 exons. Bases 1 to 1575 code for a protein of 524 amino acids.